Molecule: messenger RNA, 5361 nt
Organism: Vicia villosa (hairy vetch)
Lineage: Eukaryota; Viridiplantae; Streptophyta; Magnoliopsida; Fabales; Fabaceae
Exons: 2
Source: RefSeq, a predicted model, not a curated record
UUUUGAAAAGGAGGGAGCACACUGUAAAUAUUACACGGUUUCAAUUCCACCAUUUUUUGUCGCUCACGCAAAAAUCAUUCAAUCACCAAAACUCAUGAGGCAUAACCACUCCCAAUUGUCACCAUCAAAGCCAAACCUUCAAAACACUAAACUACUUUCCCAUCACAAUAUUAUCAUAAAUUCAAAACCAAACUUCACUCAUAAGUCCUUCAGCACCGAUCCAAGAAUAACACAGCAUGUUCAUACAACAAUCAACACAACAACAAAAAUCUGACGAAAUUGUGUUCUUUUUAAGUUUGUUUUGUUUUCAGGAAAAAUACAAAAGGAUGAGAACCGUUUCACGAAACCAAAUCCGCAACGUUGAUGCUCGAAGCUUCAUUCACGCUGUCAAUCGCUGCCGCUCCAUUCGACAAUUGACGGAAAAGAUUAGGAACAAAGAAGAAGAGCAACCACGGCACCACGCUCCGAUCAUAGAUCCCAACCGACGACCGAUACACCACCACCUAGCCACCACGUUGAAAUUUCAGAACGGCAAUACCAACCGCCGGACGAAACCGCACGGUUGACGACAACAGCACAACAAGACGGUUCUAACAACACCGACAUCCCGACCAAUAGCUCACGAUGUCUUCUCCACCAUUGCGCAUCCUACUUCUGUUGUGCCAUCUCCGCUCUGUUCACAAUCACCGCCAUCAUUACAAGUAAAUACUCAUUCCGAUGAUUGACUGUGUUGCUAUGUCUAUUUUGUUCAAGUGUUAUUUAGGGGCAGAGCUGAGUUUUUCUUAAGAGAAAGUGUCUUUAGAGAAAGAUGAAACUGUGUACUGGCGUUUUAUUUUUCUUUUUCUAUUUUGUCAAAGUAAUAGAUUUUGCUCUAUUUUACUAUAAAAAAGGUAAAACUGUCAAAAGAGUGUUGUGUGAUGUGAAGAAGUGUAGGCCUCGUUCCUGUUCAUUCUACUUUGAAUUUUCUUUUCUCAUUCACUUUUGCUAAAAUAUUAACAUAGUUUCUAGGUUCUAUUGUUAUAUAAUAUAAUGCUUUGCUAUUUAAAUUUCUCAAUGGUGUGACGUUCUUGUUAUAUAUAAUUAGUUUACAUAAUUUUUUUUGACUUAUACAUAAAUCAUAAUAACAAAAAUAUUAUAAUUUAGAUUUUCUUUCUUUAAUAUAAAAAACACCAAAAAUAUUUGUUUUAAUCUUAAUAUUUCCUUUUUUAGAUUUUAAUAUGGCUAUUUUUUUUAAGAUUUUUUCUUUAAUCAAUUCUCAUUUUAUUUCUCGGUACUCCCAUUUUCUUGUUUAUUGCGAGGUACAUUCGAGCUGCUUAUCUAUUCUCGUGGAUAUUCGCAAAUUCAUCCUCAAUCUUCUCCACUGGAUCUCGCCAAUUCCAUCUAAAGGACCAGAAUGUGCUACGAAGCUAAGUCCCGAUUUAACCCUUAUUUAAAUAUUUGUUAUUUUAUUUAAAAUUAAGGUUUAUCUUUAAAUAUAAUGAACUCCGCCUACACUCAAUUCUUGUUUGCCUUUGCUCUGCCAAUUUUUUCAGGGUUAACCCCGAGUACUCCCGACUACGAACCAUAUCAGAUCAAAUCCAAAGCUAAGUUUUGUUCAUAUUUAUUUAAUUUCUUUUUGCCAUUUUUUUAAAAAUUAGGGUUAACCUUAUUUGUCAUUGAACUGAUAAUGCACUCGCCCCUAUUUUCUGUUUAUUUCUCCCUUUCCCACCUUUUCAGGGUUUGCCAACCGCCAAAGCUCAAAUAGUCGAAUAGCCAUGUCCCUUGAAUACGAGGAUACCUCAGCCAUGUUGCCUCGACUAAUGCAAAGAUCAUAAGUCCCUAAUGAUGCUGCCUUCGAUACACAAAUAUGAUCUCGUCCCUCGGAAGUUGCCUACGAAAGGUUGAGGUAUCCUCUGGUUGCCUACGAAAGGCUAUUCUGAUCUUUCCCUUUAGACUACCUGCCUCUCUAUGGCAUGGGACAGUCUUAUGGCGAACGAUAACUCGAUGACCCGUUAACAUCCAAACGAAAGGCUUUCUGCCCUCUUAUGGCAUGGAUAAACCCUUUCACCCUGAAAGGCUAAAAAAACAGAUUUUCUACAUUAUUAAGGUAAUUGCCCCUAAUUGCCUUGCUCUGGCUAAAAACUUUUUCAUAUUCUUUCUCAUAAACCUUCAAAAUGGCUACGCUCAUUUACGAGCUAAAGUCCAUACUCACUUCUUCUACAUUUCUUUUCGAAAAAGAGCAAAGCAAUUAAGAGCCCAUGGAAAGCCAUGGAUGCAAAGGGUGCCUUACACCUUCCCUUUGCAUAAUUACCCCCCGAACCCUGUUUUAUUUAAAAGGUUUUUCCUGUUUCUUUUAGCCUUUCUGAUUUAAUUUGGAUAAAAUAAAAGUCGGUGGCGACUCUUGCUACCCGCACAUUUCGAUAAAAAGUCAGUUCACCGUAUUACAGAACUGGCGACUCUGCUGGUGUUAGCUGAAGAUUUCGUUUUAUAUUGUUUGUCCUUCGAAGGAGUUGAGAAUCGAAGGAAAGAUGGUUACUGAUGGCCAUCCCUUAAAAAGUGAAAGAAUGGCUACUGAUGGUCAUGCCUCGAAGAUACAGACUUCUAAGUUCGUUGAAGAUAGUGAACACUGAAAGACUAAUGAAAGCAUAUGUCUUCGGGACUUAGACAAAAUUUAUAAAGUAUAUAUUUAAGUGUUACUACUUAGCGUGUUUUCAUAGUGUUUUUACACUGCCACGCGUCGAAGACGGACUCAGGCGGGAAGAUUUGAAAUUCGAAGACAGUAUCGUAACUGUCCAAAUACAGAUGGCUUCGCUGGAAGUUCUGAUGAGAAACGUGGCAGCAGAUUAGUGUAGGACCGUUAAGGUCGAAACUAGUAUAAAUAGGGGUCUUUAUGUUAGGAUUCCGUGUGUUCAUUUUGUACAAAUCACUCACAUAUUUACUCAAGUAUCAAGUGUUACGAGAAAGAGUUCGCUGAGAAAAUGUACGUAUGACACCACCAUUUUAAUACAUGUGUAUUGUAUUUCAUUUUCGAAUACAUUUCUGAGUUACUGCAUUCCAUUUAUUUCUUGUCAUUUACAUUCCUGUAUCUUUAUUUUACUUUCGAAUUUACUUUCAUGAUCAUUUACUUUUAAAGUCCUUAACGUUUCUGCAGUUUAAGAUUCUUUAUGUUUUAACAAUUUUUAAGUUUCAUAUGUUAUGUUAUUUAUUUUUCUUGUUGAAGUUAUAAUUACAUAUAACGAAGCAAUUACCAAGAUUCUUAAAUCGAACAAUACUCAUCGAAGAGGACAAAUUACGAAUAUGAUUCAAAUGAACAUUGAUAACAAUCUUCUUGACUAUGUGUCCUAGGAUCAAUCUAGUCGAUCCUGCAAGUAACCAAAUCAUAUUUAUUAUAGUUUGGAAGACUAGCGGUUGUUUACCGGAAAUCACCGUAAACAAAUUGGCACGCCCAGUGGGACAGUGUCAAGCAGAUUGUUUUAAUCAAUUGCUUUAUUUUUGUCUAGACAAUAUCAAGAUCUUGUAUGAACCUUAGGAACGGUAAAUUAAAGAACAGUGCACAACCGAUUCCCAAACGAAGGUACAACAAGAAAAUGGUCGUUACGGCCAGUGCAGGGGGUAAUCAAGAUCCCCACAAGGUUCAGGAUCAGGAGCGGCAAAUUCGACUUCUACUCAAGAAGCACGAGAUGCAACGGGUCCAAAUGGAUCGAGACCUGCAGAUAAUUCCCAGACUAUGCCUGAAAAUAAUACAGCACCCUCAGGGACUGUUCCAGUUUCAGUGUCGACAACCGCACCCUCAUCCACAAGCGCAGAGGACGUAUUGUUUGCCUCGACAAAUGCUGCAAACAAUUUAUUUGGUCAAGGCACGAACUCCGCUUUCGAAUGGAGACCAAAUAAUCCAUACGGAAUGCCAUACCCACAUGGAACAGGCGUACGAGGGGCAGGACAUAUAUAUCCCCCAACUAACAAUGCGACAUUUUCACCAAAUGUUAGUUCAGUGGGUCGAAGUGCACAUAACACUGGUUUCUCUACCCAAAUGCCUCACUUUACCACAAAUAACCAAGCAGCAUUUCGACAAGAAAUGGAUGCAAGCAACCAUGAUAUGGUAGGGGUUUUGGCCAGAGAAUUGACUUCAGUUUUAAGCCCACUAAUGACAAAUGUUACUACUACGAAUAGAGAAAACAUGGAGACUUUCCAAAAGAUAUCAUCUCAGAUGAAUCGAAUGGCAGAAUUCAUGGGAGUAACGCCACCUAAAAGGAAAGACAAACAGCCUUCGAAUCAAGAAGAGAGGCCCAUUUUAGAACGUGUACAAGACAUAGUUCCAUCAUCUAGGACGGCUACUAGGGAUGUAGGCCCCUCACGAAGAACAGAGGUGUUCGAAGGAACUCCAAUAAUUAACUUAGAAGCUCCAAAUCAAAGAACUGUCCCCGUCCGACAAGAAACGGAGAAGGAGCGACCCAGAUUGAGGAUUUUGGGUAGGGACGAUCAUCCAGAUGAGAUUGUCCAAAGAGUUAGAAGAGAAAAUCUGGCUACAGAAAAUAAUUUAACUGCCAUGAUAGAAAGGGUUAUGGCCAACAAUGGCCUUAGUACUGGACUCAGACGUCCAAAUUAUACAUCCCCUAUAUCAGAUUAUAUCAUGCAAACAGAAUUGCCUAGGGGAACUAAGGUUCCUAAAUUCACAAAAUUUUCUGGCGAAACUAAUGAGUCAAUUGUGGAACAUAUUGCUAGAUAUUUAACAGAAGCAGGAGACUUAGCGGGAAACGAGGAUCUAAGGAUUAAAUAUUUCCCUAGUUCGCUGACAAAAAAUGCGUUUAUUUGGUUCACUACUUUGCCACCAAAUCCGAUAGACGCAUGGGCAUACUUAGAAAGGUUGUUCCACGAGCAAUUCUACAUGGGCCAAACUAAGAUAAGCUUGAAAGAAUUGGCCAGUGUUAAAAGAAAAUUCACAGAAACAAUUGAUGAUUAUUUAAAUAGGUUCCGUCUGUUAAAAUCAAGGUGUUUUACAAUAGUCCCAGAGCAUGAACUUGUUGAAAUGGCUGCAGGUGGUCUAGAUUAUUCAAUAAGAAAGAAACUAGAUACCCAAUACCUUAGGGACAUGGCCCAAUUAGCAGAUAGGGUUCGACAAGUCGAACGUCUGAAGGCAGAAAAAGCUAGGGCAAAUAAAAGUUAUAAGAAAGAAAGAGUGGCAUACGUCGAAGCCAAGGAUGCUGAGAAUGAGUCUUUCGAUGACUCGUAUAGCCCUGAAGAAGUCGAAAUAGACUUAGCUGAAUUGAAAGAAGCGCCACCUUAUGCUUGUAAAUUGCUAAAUCCUGCCAAUGGGAAAAAUCCAGUAGAAAACGAUAAGAAUGAUAGGAUCCCUAAGAAAACUUAUACAUUCGACAUUACCAA